This is a messenger RNA of Pyricularia oryzae 70-15, 559 nucleotides long. Its product is annotated as acylphosphatase. The record is from RefSeq and is a predicted model, not a curated record. The coding region runs from base 98 to 373 and encodes 91 amino acids. Lineage: Eukaryota; Fungi; Ascomycota; Sordariomycetes; Magnaporthales; Pyriculariaceae. Gene Ontology annotation, molecular function: acylphosphatase activity. The transcript has 5 exons.
CCAUCAAAGUCUGACUUCUUUUUGAGCAUAAUUACAACUCGUAAUCCAUAGCGUUUGGACUAAUAACACACUGUAUUUUCACAUCCAGGUCAUCAAGAUGAAGAGAGUUCACUUUGUUGCCCAUGGCGGGGCAGUCCAGGGAGUCGGAUUCCGCUUCUUCACACAGAAACGAGCAAACGAGCAAGGCAUCACGGGCUGGGUAAAGAAUAUCCCAAACAACAAGGUAGAAGGUGAAGCCCAAGGGGACGAGCAAACACUGGAUGCGUUUCUCAAGGACGUCGACAAGGGACCCAAAGGUGCACACGUCGUGAAGCUUGACAAGGAGGAUCGCGACGUGGUCCAGGGCGAGACUGGCUUUGAGGUCCACCGUUGAGACCAGCAUCAGGCGUUACCAAAAGAUGCCAACGUCGGUGUGGAGUCUGGUACGAACAAGAGUUGAUGGCUCAGCAUUUUGAUUCGUGUUUCUAGAUUCUCUAGCUUUAAUGAUCAAGCCGAACAGCCGCCGUCUAGUCUAGUAGUAGUGAAACAAAAAGACCAGAAUACCACCCCAGUGAACCGG